AUGUCACUCCUCCUCAAAUCCCUCCUCAUCCUCACAAUCUCCACCACCCUCUUCUCCCUCUCCGCUGCCCGCGCCCUCGCGCCCGCCGGGUCCCACCUCUUUAACGGGCUAACGGGCAUGACCGACUCCAAAACCGGGUUAGCGGAUUGUUGGAGCGCGCUGACGGAGCUCCGAUCAUGCACUAAUGAGAUUGUGCUCUUCUUUCUCAACGGAGAGUCUUACUUGACGAUAGGAUGUUGCAAGGCUAUAAGGAUAAUUACGAGGGAUUGUUGGCCUUCGAUGCUCGAUUCGAUUGGAUUUACUUCCCAAGAGGCCGAUAUACUUAGGGGUUAUUGCGACGCUGAGACUGCGCCUGCGCCGCCGCCUUCUGCUAUGUCGCCUGCUGGAUCGGUAGCGGGUUUCGGGUAUGAUAUGGGGGAGGUCGUGGGUUAA
Messenger RNA from Asparagus officinalis (garden asparagus), 432 nucleotides. Its product is annotated as egg cell-secreted protein 1.3. Gene Ontology annotation, biological process: double fertilization forming a zygote and endosperm. The transcript has a single exon. NCBI's taxonomy places the organism in Eukaryota, Viridiplantae, Streptophyta, Magnoliopsida, Asparagales, Asparagaceae. The coding region runs from base 1 to 432 and encodes 143 amino acids. The record is from RefSeq and is a predicted model, not a curated record.